AUGGUGCGCGCUGCUGGAGUGGAUGGACCCACUGGUGCCGUCCCGCUGUUUACGCCAAUCUUGCCACCCAUGAUCGAGUCAGUCUCGCACGAGGCCCUUGUUCGAUGGAAGCGGAAAAGACGCGACUACGAAUCCAAGAUGCAAGCCCGCUGUCGAGUGACUGGUGAAGACUACGAGGCAGUGGUGCAGAGUAUCAAGGAUUCUUUUCAACCUCAACUACUUGAUGUAUUCUGCGAUCUACAGCUCAAUAACGACACGCUCCCCGACAUCAAGGAGUUGUUUAAGCGGAAGCUGGUCAUUAACCUACGUGAAAGCGAUGUGAAUGCUCGGUUGAUGGACUACUACAAGACUUUCAACUCUAUAGUGGAUGAGAACGGUCUCACGGAAUGCUUCAGCGGGCCCAAUGGCACGAAAGAGAAUGCAAGGCGAAUGAGUUGGAGCGUCAACACGUGCGUCUGA
Messenger RNA from Phytophthora infestans T30-4, 459 nucleotides. RefSeq lists its product as uncharacterized. Bases 1 to 459 code for a protein of 152 amino acids. The transcript is spliced from 4 exons. Lineage: Eukaryota; Oomycota; Peronosporomycetes; Peronosporales; Peronosporaceae. The record is from RefSeq and is a predicted model, not a curated record.